GAUCGACAGAGCGAAGUCUGUGACAAGUGUUGUGUUUGACAGGUGUUUUGAGCGGCAAUGUCUUUAUCUAUGAAGUGCAUACUGUUCAUGGUGGCGCUGGCCAUCCUUCUCCGGGAAUCGAAGGCGCGACCGCCGUGGCUGGCGCCGGACAGCGACGUGUUUACAGAGAGCGCCGCGUGCCAUACCGACGAUGAGCUACUAGAUCUCUGCCAACGCUGCGCCAAGCUGACCAAAUCCAAGCUGGCCUACCCAGCAUGCUGUUCCACGGAUAUGGAGGCACGGAAAUGGUGCUCAGACUAUGUGUACUUUGGUCGAGGCUCCUACGACUUCUAUGUUCUAUAAUAUCCUGGUACUUUAGUGGAGAAAAGACUACGUUAAAAUUAUGGGGACUGAUCCGACUAAGUUAACAAUUGGUAAAAUAAUGGGGUUGAACGGUACCGAAUUAAUAUUUUUUACGAGUGCAGGUCACUUUAUUUCUGCCGCCCCAUGUAGGUACGAAAUCUGUUGCCCGUAGGCCGUAUGGCCUAUUUAUAAAAUAUGGGAUUGAAAUGAAAGAUAUACAUAAACAGUUGAGCUAUUUAAAGUAGUCAAAAUUUGUUCCAGUCUCUGUCUUUAUACGAAUAUUAAUAUAAGUGAUCGUAAUUUAAGUAUAGAUAAUCAUAUUGUUAAAUCUUAGGCAAUCUAACAUUAUCAAUGCAAUUUAUGGAUCUGGAUGGAAGUGUGAAAGAAAUGGAAUGGUAUGGAUGAAAUGGAUGGAAGUAUGGUAUCGAUGAUACAUAAAUGUUGUUAGCUGUAUAACUGUGUAUCUGAAAAUUUUCCCCUAUUCAGUUUAAACAGAAUAGAAAAAUUUGUCAGUUUUACAAUAUUUCCCGUCAUACAAG
Molecule: messenger RNA, 881 nt
Organism: Aricia agestis (brown argus)
Lineage: Eukaryota; Metazoa; Arthropoda; Insecta; Lepidoptera; Lycaenidae
Exons: 3
Coding region: 58-342 (94 amino acids)
Source: RefSeq, a predicted model, not a curated record